Scylla paramamosain (green mud crab) is the source of this 6044-nucleotide messenger RNA. It is a transcript of the gene Impbeta11, whose product is annotated as importin-11-like. The coding region runs from base 140 to 3046 and encodes 968 amino acids. The transcript is spliced from 9 exons. NCBI's taxonomy places the organism in Eukaryota, Metazoa, Arthropoda, Malacostraca, Decapoda, Portunidae. Gene Ontology annotation, cellular component: nuclear envelope; cytosol. Gene Ontology annotation, molecular function: small GTPase binding. The record is from RefSeq and is a predicted model, not a curated record. Gene Ontology annotation, biological process: protein import into nucleus.
UUGAGGGCAGUGCUCAACUGAUGCGUUCACAGCCCCUGAAGGGAGGCCACUAAUUACUUCUUGAGUUUUGUAAAGUGAUGAGCUGCUACAGGUGCAGCGUACAAAGUGAAGAGUAAUAUUCACUGAGUGGAGUGGCACCAUGAGUGGAGGGAAGGAGCUGGUGCUGGAGACCCUGAGACGGGCCACCAGUCAAGAGGCAGAGGUCCUCAAGCCAGCAGAACAACAGCUGCAGCUUUGGGAGACUGAGCCAGGCUUCUACUCCACUUUGGUGGAGAUCUUCUCUGAGUACAGCCUGGAGGUCAAUGUGCGGUGGUUGGCAGUGCUUUACUUCAAGAAUGGUGUUGAUAGGUACUGGAGGAAGACUGCACCCAAGGCCAUCUUAGAGGAGGAAAAGGGCCGCAUUAGAUGUGGCCUCCUGCACAACCUAAGGGAGCCAGUGUCCCAGGUGGCCACCCAGUUGGCAGUCCUCAUUGCCAAAAUAGCUCGUGUAGACUGUCCCCGGGAGUGGCCAGAGCUUCUUCCUUCACUGAUUGAGGCUGUGAAGAGCAGUGAUGACAUUGUGCGGCACCGCUCACUGCUCACCUUGCACCAUGUCAUCAAGCAGCUGGCAUCCAAGAGGCUUGCUGCUGACAGACGCACAUUUCAGGAACUUACAAACCAGAUGUUUUUGUUCUUGUUGGAGCUGUGGCGCCUCCAGACAGAAACCUUUUUGUCUGCUGGUGGGCAGGACAUGGAGAGGACUGUCCCCAGUCUGGAACUUUCACACUUGACCCUCAAGAUUCUACGGAAGCUUGUAAUUCAUGGGUUCAAAAAGCCUGAGGAGAGUGAAGAUGCUAUUAUGUUUUUGAAAAGCAUAUUUGAACAAGUGAAGGUAAUGUUAACAUUUAGGAAACAAAAUGAAAGUAAUGACCAUGUCAAAACAAUUUCAGAGAAAUACAUUGUACUUUUGACAAAGGUACUGAGGGACAUGCUGGAAGACUACCCAUUUUCCUAUGUACAGUUCAUUAAGCCCACUUUGGAACUGGCAGUGUUUUAUGUAUUUACUCCAAAUGGUGAUGGACUUAUUUUUGAAAGGUUCAUAGUGCAGUGUUUGAAUUUGAUCAAAGCCAUUCUGCUGUGUCCUGAAUACAAACCUUGUAAAGUUGUGGAAGACACCAAGAACCCCCAGACUCUGGAAGCCUUCAGAAUUAAGUCCAGCUUCUUCACUAACACAGUGCUGGCAGGGAUGUGCCAUAAGCUCAUCUCACACCACUUCCUACUCACACCAGAAGACCUGGAAGUAUGGGACUCGGAUCCUGAGGGCUUCUGCAUGGAGGUGGAGGGUGGCGAGUCAUGGAAAUACAGCCUCCGGCCCUGCACGGAGGCACUGUUUGUUGCACUGUUCCACGAGUACCGUAGUGCUCUUACCGCAGUGCUGAUGGAGAUGGUGCAGUCCUCUCAUAAUCCUGUUGACCCCAGUGACUUCAUGGGCAUUCUGCAGAAGGAUGCCGUGUACAAUGCUGUUGGUCUAGCAGCGUUUGAGCUCUUUGAUGACAUAGACUUUGACCAGUGGUUCACAACCUUCCUGAUCAAUGAACUCAAGGUCAAGGACUCCAACUAUCGCAUCAUACGCAGGCGGGUCAUCUGGCUUAUUGGACAGUGGACGCGGGUCAAGUUCUCCCCAGAGCACCGGCCAACGCUGUAUGAGGCGUGCAUCCACCUGCUGGCCGCUGAGGAGGACUUUGUGGUGCGGCUUAGUGCGGCCAUGACCCUCAAGCACUCGGUAGAUGACUUUGAGUUUGAUCCGGAACAAUUCAUGCCUUACCUGCCGACCAUCUUUGGCCUCCUCUUCAACCUUCUUAAAGAAGCUCAUGAAUGUGACACAAAAAUGCAGGUUCUGCAUGUGAUGUCCUUCAUGAUUGAGGUGGUGGGCGUGGGGAUCCAGCCCCAUGUUGCCCCCUUGGCUCAGUAUCUGCCCGGCCUGUGGAGUGAGUCAGCUGAUCAUAACAUGCUCAGGUGUGCCAUUCUCACCACCUUGGUCCACAUAGUCACUGGACUCAUGCGAGAAAGUGAGCGACUACACGAGUUCUUGAUCAACAUUAUCCGGGUGUCGACGGAUGUCGGGGAAGAUUGCCAUGUGUAUCUGCUGGAGGAUGGACUGCAGCUGUGGCUCACCACACUUGAGAAUACUGCUCAUCCACAUGAUGCUCUCCUUCACCUUUAUGAGAACAUGAUGCCACUAUUGGAACUUUCCACUGAAAACCUGAGAUUGUGUCUACAGAUCACGACAGCAUACACACUGCUCUGUCCUCAGCAGUUCCUUGCAUCGUAUGGCACACGCCUCAUUGAAACCUUCCAAUCCAUGCUGACGGACCUCAAGAAUGAUGGAAUAAUUCUGGUGCUGCGGGCGGUGGAGAUGAUCUUGCGUGUGCUGCCCACAGAGGGAGCCACUCUUCUCCAGCCGCUGCUGCCAGGCAUGAUGAAGGUGGUGGCUGAGGGGGACAAGUACCCCAUGGUUAUGUCCAUGUACCUGUCGGUGGUGGCAAGACUUGUGCUGUAUGCUGAGCCUAUCUUCACUUGGAUCGUUAACCAGGCUGCCACUAAUGAGAACACCACUCCUGAGGAGAUGUUGGAACACAUCACCAGUGUGUGGUCUGACAAGUUGGCUUUAGUGUCUUCUGAGGAGCGACGCAAACUGUGUGCCCUUGGCCUAGCUUACCUGUGUGGCUCAGGGUGGCCACCUGUCAUGAAGGUGUGGCCCUCGGCUAUUACUGCCAUUGUUGAGGUGGUGUAUGAUGUGACUAUGGAAGACUCCACUCAAGAUAAGCUGGUCAUCAAUGGCGGACGCAUGGGGUCACCUGAGCCAUAUGAACUGGAGACAGAACAUGUGCUACGGAGGCAAGCUGUGGCACAGCGUGAUCCAGUGCACACUACGUCCCUCAGGGAAUUUCUUGGCCAGCAGAUGAAACGGCUGCAAGAGAGCACCAGUCCGGCUGCCAUCAUGACGCUGGCCCAGGACCUCGAAGAAAACUGCCGCAAGGUUCUGGAGGAGGUGACAGUGCAGUGAUGCUUCUGUUUUCGGGCUUUGAAAUGAAAGAAAAUGAAUCUUUUUAGAUCCCUAAUGCUGCUGUGAUUGAUUUAUUACACUGUAUUCCAAAUUUUACGAGUAGGAAAGAUGUGCUUUGAAGGAUCUUUUAAGUUCCUUGAAUUGUUCUUCCAUUAAGAUCCAAAACUUACAUUCCCUUUUCUUUGGUUUAUUAUGAAAGGGAGCAACGAAAGUGUUGCAGUUCUAAUUUUGAAUAUGACAUUAUUAAUAGUUGUGCUAGAUAACACUGACAAAAUAUAGAUGAAUAGAUUUUGCUGCAUCUAUACUGAAAUUGUACAUGCAUAUAUAUAUAUAUAUAUAUAUAUAUAUAUAUAUAUAUAUAUAUAUAUAUAUAUAUAUAUAUUUACACUAAACUACAUAACUAAAUUUUCUAUGUAUUCAAUUGAUCAUGCAACAUAAGCUAGCCAGGUAGUAAAAAUUUUUUAGAGUGAAGGCAAGGCAAGUCUCGCUCAGCAGCAGCCUGUUUGCCAAGUUCCUAAUUUUUAUGUUGACAAUGUUUUUGACCUACAUAUGUGUAUGUUGUAUUAGCACAUCUAUUGCAGGAAGGCAGCACAUGUUAAUUUACUUAAACAUAUGCAAAUAGACGUAAAUAGUGCUGUACUUUAAUAUUAAUUUAACCUCUGGCUCUGUAAAAAUUUGUUAGUUUUUGUUCUUUAAUUUUGUAUUUCAAUGCAAAAUAAUGAUGAUGUGAAUGAAUAUUGCCUGCAAGUAGCACUGGAUAUGUAGGUAAUAUGACUUCUGUAUGAAAAUUUUGCAUAAUUUUUAAAGUUUAUGAAUAAAAUGAGAUUACAGAGACAUUACAGAAAUGUUUUAAAUUUUUAAGUGUCUGUGAAAGUGGGUUCAUUUGAGUGGUUUCAUUUGAGUUUUUAUUAAGAGUCCAGUUGAGUAUUAUUGUUUUGCAAGCCAUUCAGAUAUCCAUCAUGCAGGCUUCUUGAUACAAAAUAUUUUUUCCUGGUGCUAUUCAUGUAAAUGUGAUGUAAAACUUGUAGCUUCUUUGUGGGCACUGCUUUAUCAAAGUGGGGGGAGUUUUAAUGCUAAUUAAAAAAGCUGAGAUGUAUUGAAAACAGCAAAUGAAUGAUGUGUGUGUGUGUGUGUGUGUGUGUGUGUGUGUGUGUGUGUGUGUGUGUGUGUGUGUGUGUGUGUGUGUGUGUGUGUGUGUGUGUCCCUCAUUUAUGAAAAGGCAACAGAUUUUAGAUUACAAGACAACACCUAAUGUCACUUCCCCAAAAAAAGUAAAAUCCAUUCUUUUCAGAAAAUCUCAGUUGUCAGGAAGAAGGAAAAAUAACAUCAGUGAAUCAGAUGAAAGGACUAAUAUACUGGAAAAUACAGAUGAAAUUGUUUAUGAAGUUUUGUGCAUUGGGACAGGGAAGUACAUCACUUACUGAUCGAGUGUGGAGGAAUGAUAACUUUGGAAACAGCAGUAAAAGCAAAGAGAAAACAUUGGGAGAACCUGAAUUUAGUCUUUAUGGUUAUUGUGAUGAUUCAUUCAAUAAGGAUCAUUAUUUUGAGCUGCUAAAGAACAUUUUACUCUUUUAUCUGUUAUUUUUUACAUAACUGGAAAACUAGAGCUGUCAUAGAAUUAUAUAGAUAAUCAGUUUUAGGUUCCCAGUUUUGCUAAAAGAAAUGUAUACUGCAAUCCAACUCGAGAUUUCCCAAACAAAGAGCACAACACGCUCAUAAACAUGUCAUUCACACACGUCAUGUCAAUCUCUUGUGGAUGGGGAUAAAAGAAUAACAGUAGAAUAUAAAUUGUCUGUUCAGAACAAUAAUCCUUAUCAGUCAACACUUCACUAUGCUUUCUGUAGACAAUGAAAGGUAACUGAAAAAUCACAUGCUGUAUUCAGAAUAUAAGAACAUAAGGGGAACUGCAAGAAACCAGUAGACCUACAUGUGGCUGUAACUUGGACUUGUUGAUCUACCUCUCACAAGGGAAACUACAGAACUGUUUCUUGAUCCCCAGUUUUUAAGGGUAAUGAAAUAUUGAGAUUCAGUCACAGAAAAUAUAAAAUACAAAUUUCUUUACUAAUACAUACUGAGCUUCCCUGCCUGAAAAAAAAAAAAAAAAAAAAAAAAAAAAAAAAAAAAUUGGAAGAUCCAGAAUACAAUUAAAAAUACAGGGAAUAUGAUGGGAAGAUAUGGAGCACAAGAAGCUUCCACUCCAACAUGUCUUUGAUAAAGCAAUGUGCAUAAGAGCUUGCCAGUUGAUUCAGUACUUAUGAAUUACUAGGAAAUAUUUUUGUUCCAAAAUAAGUGACUGAGUAUGUGAGAUAUAUAUAUAUAUAUAUAUAUAUAUAUAUAUAUAUAUAUAUAUAUAUAUAUAUAUAUAUAUAUAUAUAUAUAUAUAUAUAUAUAUACAAACACACACACACACACACACACACAUCUUAUACUGCAUGUACUGUAUAUAGUGUUUAAAAUCCAAAAUAUUGUAAGUGUCAUGUUAUUGUUAAGAAAAUGGUGCAGCAAACUUGAGCAUAUUCAUAUUUUGGUUAUUGACUAUUGGUUGAUUGAAUUAUUUAAAUGGAAAGUUCACUUACUGAUUAACUGUGUUUACAAAGUUAGCCCAAAAUGUUAAUGGAAAACAGCAGGAUGAAAAACCCAUGGACUAGUUUUCAUAAUCUUGAAAUUAUUUGCAGGAGCACCUAACACAUUCCAUCAGUAAAGUGAAUUUCACAUUGAUUUUAUUGUGAAGCUGUGGCCCUGUGGAGCCAAGUGUCAUCAAGAUUGCUGCCUCACCUGAGGGAGACACCUGGCCUUGUGUGGCGCUGUGACUCUGUGGAGCUGAGGGUCAUCAAGACAGCCGACUCACCUGAGGGAGUCCCCUGGCCCUGUGUGGCGCUGGCUGAGGGCAAGCAUCACGUCUUCUUAACCUUGACAUCUUGUAAACUUGAUGUUCAAGCCUCAUUUGUCAUCUGAAGAAAAAUAUAUUUUACUGAAAUUGAAUAAAGUAUUUCUGAGU